ACUGUACCCUUCGAUAUAGAAGAGCAAGCAUCAUUUGUCCAAGACUGCAAGGCUUUCUACAAGGAGACGAGUUUCUACAAACUGAUCAUACCUGAACUGCUGUAUGGUCUCAAAGACAAAUCGUGGGUGGCAGAGUAUUAUUUAGUAAAGAACGACCUACUGGUUUUCGAGGAUCUCAAGUCUAGAAACUUUUCGAUCAAGUCUGCACACCUGAAUCUAUCAGUUCUGAAAUCAGGUCUGACAGCGUUGUCGAAACUACAUGGCUCCACAUUACUGGCAGAAAAACGUCUUGGAAAAUCUUUCGGUCAAAUUUAUUCAGAACAACUUCAAGAGUCCCUGUUCGUUCGUGAAAGCAAAGUCUACGAGUGGUUCAGUACGAGCGUCAACGUUUUUGUAGCGAUAGCUAAACAACUCAAAUUAGACCAUACCUGUAUUCCCAAAGUUUACGAUCGUAUAUUUGAGUUUAUCAAAGCUUCGAAGACGAGACGUAAUGUCAUCUGCCAUGGGGAUUGCAAAUCUUACAAUUAUUUGUUCGACGAUUCACGACCUAUCCCAAAAUGCGUUAUAGUGGACUUUCAACUUGUGCGUUAUGUACCCGCGAUUAUUGAUGUUUUGCAAUUGAUGUAUUUGACAACCAGGCGAAAAUUCCGGGAUGACAAUGAGAAACUAUUGUUGAAACAUUACCAUGAAGUUUUGUGUAAGUUCAUGAGGGAUCACGAUGAGGAAAUGGAUGUACCUAAACUUACAGAUGUUUUGCAAGAGUAUGAAGAAACGAGUGCAGUAGGGUUGAUAAUGUCCGCCUUAUAUUCACCAAUAAAUCUCAUAGAUACGACCUUGUGCGCCGAUUUGACACAAAAUUCUGAUGGGUUUGCCAAGGUUUUUUUUAAAGAAAGGGACCAUUUUGUGCUGGAUCUUAUGGAGAAGGAUGCUUUCUACAAAGACGUUCUUAAUGAAAUUGUCAGCGAAAUGGUUCAGAAAUCGAAGCAUUUUCUAAAAUAGUGAUAUAAUUAUUAUUUCAAGUCUCACAGUAUUUAUAAUGUACGUGUGUGUAUGUAUUCUUUUUAUGUUUUAAUAAAUGUAUUAUAGUCAA
Nasonia vitripennis (jewel wasp) is the source of this 1090-nucleotide messenger RNA. RefSeq lists its product as uncharacterized. NCBI's taxonomy places the organism in Eukaryota, Metazoa, Arthropoda, Insecta, Hymenoptera, Pteromalidae. The transcript has a single exon. The record is from RefSeq and is a predicted model, not a curated record. The annotation marks the transcript as partial.